AAAGGGGGAAAAUGGAACCCGAUCCGGGAGAGAUCUGAAACAUUCUCCGCAUCCGAACUACUGAAGUCCUAAACAAAACAAACUCGAGCAUUUCACUACCACCAGGAGCUUUCUCUCGUUACCAAAAGCCCAUCAACUCGUCACCCUUACACUCCUACUGCCCGAAGAAAAUCCUCUCCGAAAACCACAGAGCAUAUACCGUCCGCGUGCGAGGUCUUCCUAAUCCGUCAACUAUACGCCAGGCUGAGUCUCUAGGUUUGGCGUGUCCGUACUUUCAUAUCCAGACAUGGAUGAUGUUGAUAUAGAAUUGGAUGAGAUGACAUUAGUUGCGGCAGCUGCUGGAUACUACUACCACAACUGCCUAAGCAAACAGCAGCCUUGUCGUGGUUUGUCCUCUAAAGGGUCUGGAUUCAUGGCUGAAUUGCUCAAUGGACCUGAAGAUGUAUGUAGGGAUAUGCUUAGGAUGGAUAAACAUGUGUUUCAAAAGUUAUGUGAUGUUCUUCGACAAAGAGGCAUGUUGCGCGACACAUCUGGUGUCAGUAUAGAGGAACAGCUGGCAAUCUUUUUGAGUAUCGUUGGCCACAGUGAACGCAAUAGAGUAAUUCAAGAACGCUUCCAGCAUUCAGGGGAAACUAUAAGCAGGCAUUUUAAUAAUGUAUUGAAAGCUAUCAAGUCAUUGGCAAGGGAGUUCCUUCAGCCUCCACAGCUUGAUACUCCUCCUGAGAUCCUAAGAAACAACCGAUUCUAUCCAUAUUUUAAAGAUUGUAUUGGUGUAAUAGAUGGUUUGCACCUUCCUGCUCAUGUUCCAGCCAAGGAUCAAUCUCGUUUUCGUAACAGAAAAGGGUAUUUAUCACAAAAUGUCUUGGCUGCUUGCACUUUUGACCUUCAAUUCAUAUUUGUCUAUCCUGGAUGGGAAGGUUCUGCUGCUGAUUCACGUGUAUUAAGAGCCGUUCUUGACGAUCCAGAUCAGAACUUUCCUCCAAUUCCUGAAGGAAAAUACUAUCUUGUUGAUGCGGGUUAUUUUAAUUCUGAGUGCUUUGUUGCACCAUUUGACGGAGUUCGCUGCCGCCUCCAUGAAUUUAGGGGUGCUAAUCAAUUGCCAAGGGAUGCAAGAGAGUUAUUCAAUAACCGGCAUGCAGCAUUAGGAAAUGCUAUUCAGAAGUCAUUUCAUGUCUUGAGAACAAGAUUCCCCAUCCUCACAAUUGCUACUCAAUAUGCUUUUCACACGCAAAGGGAUAUCGUCAUAGCAGCAUGCGUUCUUCAUAAUUUCAUUCGUCGUGAAGAAAGAAACAAUGAUUGGUUGUUUGAUGAGGUUGAAGGAAAUGCAGUUGAAGAUUAUUCUGAUGUAGAUGACCCAUUUGAUCCACUACUCGAUAUGGCACAUGAUCAGGAACAGAUGGGAUAUGACUUGCGAGAAAUAAUUGCAGGUGAGAUGUGGAACGACUUCAUCAAUCAUUGGGAUCAGUGGUGAUAUUGUGGCUUGCAAACAGUUUUUUUUGUAAUGACAUUUUUUUUUAGCACAAACCAUAUGAGUUAGCAGCCAAGGCCCGAUAAUGCAUGACAGUUAUUACGCAACUUUUUUGAACUUUGCUAACUUAUUAGAAAAGAUAGAUAUGAAAAUGUAGAAAUAGGAUUAUGCUAUCACUAGUUCACUACUCCAAUGUAAAUGUGGUUAUGUUAUGGAAACUCAUUGUAUUGACUUCUAAAAGUGGUACAAUAAUGAUUUGUUAAGGUCUUACGCGUGUUUUUUUUAGAAUAGUGGCAAGGCCUUAGUUUUGUGAUCAAUUACAGAUUUACAGCUACAUUGAAUCGAGUCGAAUAGUGGUAUUUUGUAUUUGUA
Cuscuta epithymum is the source of this 1840-nucleotide messenger RNA. NCBI's taxonomy places the organism in Eukaryota, Viridiplantae, Streptophyta, Magnoliopsida, Solanales, Convolvulaceae. The record is from the annotation of a GenBank genome assembly.